This is a messenger RNA of Onychostruthus taczanowskii (white-rumped snowfinch), 8057 nucleotides long. RefSeq names its product integrin subunit beta 4 (gene ITGB4). The coding region runs from base 383 to 6076 and encodes 1897 amino acids. Lineage: Eukaryota; Metazoa; Chordata; Aves; Passeriformes; Passeridae. Gene Ontology annotation, molecular function: integrin binding. Gene Ontology annotation, biological process: cell adhesion mediated by integrin; cell communication; cell migration. Gene Ontology annotation, cellular component: focal adhesion; cell surface; integrin complex. The record is from RefSeq and is a predicted model, not a curated record. The transcript is spliced from 39 exons.
CUUUCUUUUUUUUUUUUUUUUUCCCUAACCUGCCAGGAAAAGCAAUGUCUUGGCCUGGUCAGUGCUCUCAUGUUUGGAUGGUGCUGGGCUCUGUCUGGGAGCCUCCUGUGCUCCAGCUGUCUGCACCAACCCCUGAUGUCAAGCUGUGCACCCCAGCUCCAGGCACAGGGGUGGCAUUGCUGGGAAUUUUGAGCCUUUUGCAGAUGCCUGAGCAGAGGACAAGCCACCCUUGGCUUUGCUUUUGUGCCCUGCCCUGCAGAGCUCAGCAAUUGUUUCCAGCCCGGGAUGUGAGGGCUGUCCCACCCCGACGGGGCUGGGAAGGGGCUCUGUGGGAGCUGCCCUGGUGAUAUCCAAGUGCAUUCCCACCUCUUGGCUCUCGGCAAUGCAACAAUCCCUUUAUUUCAGGAGGAAGAGGAUGGAUGUGCCGCCACGGGCGUGUGCCAGGCUGCUCCUCCUGUCCCUGCUCUGCGCCACCGGCCUCUGCCAAUGGAGCAAAAACAACCGCUGUGUGCUGUCCCGAGCAAAGAGCUGCACCGAGUGCAUCCGGGUGGAUAAGGACUGCUCCUUCUGCACCGACGAGAGCUUCGAGGAGCCGCGCUGUGACCUGCGGGAGAACCUGCUGCGCUCCGGCUGCGGCGAGGCCAGCCUCGUGUACACCCAGGGGGAGAUGAGGACGCUGAAGAAUUCCAGUAUCAACAUGUCCCUGCAGAGGACCCAGGUGUCCCCCCAGGCCAUGUACAUGCGGCUGCGGGCUGGCGAGGAGAUGAGCUUCAACAUGGAUGUCUUCCAGCCCAAGGAGAGUCCUGUGGAUCUCUACAUCCUCAUGGACUUCUCCUACUCCAUGUCAGAUGAUCUGGACAACCUCAAAAGCAUGGGGCAUAACCUAGCGGACUUCCUGCAAGCCCUGACUUCCAAUUACACCAUUGGAUUUGGCAAGUUUGUGGACAAAGUCUCAUCCCCUCAGACAGACAUGAGACCCGAAAAGCUGCGUGAGCCCUGGCACAACGCCGACUCCCCGUUCUCCUUCAAGAACGUCAUCCGCCUGACCAGCAACAUCAACCACUUCAGCCAGGAGCUCAGCAAGGAGCGCAUCUCUGGCAACCUGGAUGCCCCCGAGGGCGGCUUUGAUGCCAUCCUGCAGACAGCUGUUUGCAAGGAUAAGAUUGGCUGGAGAAAGGACAGCACUCACCUGCUCGUGUUCUCCACCGAGUCUGCCUUUCACUAUGAAGCUGAUGGCACAAACGUCCUGGCAGGGAUCCUGGCGAGGAACGAUGAGCAGUGCCACCUGGACAGCCACGGCACCUACGUGUAUGACACCAAGCAGGACUAUCCUUCAGUGCCCACCCUCGUGCGCCUCUUGGGCCAGCACAACAUCAUCCCCAUCUUUGCUGUCACCAACCACUCCUACAGCUACUAUGAGAAGCUGCACAAGUAUUUCCCCAUCUCUGAGAUCGGGGUGCUCCAGGAAGACUCUUCCAACAUCGUGGAGUUGCUUCGCACAGCCUUUGAGCGCAUCCGCUCCAAGAUGGACAUCCGGGCUGACUUCACCCCCAAAGCCCUGAAGACAGAGUUCACCUCCCCAGAAUUUGAAAAGACAGAAUCUGGCUCCUUCCACAUCACCCGUGGAAAAGUGAGCAAGUUCCGCAUGCACGUGAAGGCUCUGGAGUACGUUGGUGGGCAGCAUGUCUGCAGCCUCCCCGAGAAGGACCGGCACGGAGUCAUCCACGUGAAGCCCACGUCCCUGAGCGACAGCCUCACGGUGUCAGCUGCUGUGGUCUGCGACGUGUGUCCCUGUGAACAGCAACAAGAGUUGGACUCACCCAAGUGUAGUUUCCAUGGGAACUUUGUGUGUGGACAGUGCAUCUGCCACCCGGGCUGGCGAGGGGACACGUGCGACUGCUCCCCGGCGUCGUCGCCCAACAACGAGGCCUGCGUGCGGCCCGGGGACGCGGAGCCGUGCUCGGGCCGGGGCGAGUGCCUGUGCGGCAAGUGCCAGUGCUACUCCGAGGAGCAGAGCCUGCGCUUCGACGGCGCCUUCUGCGAGUUCGACGUCCUGCAGUGCCCGCGCACCUCCGGCUUCCUCUGCAACGAUCGUGGCCGCUGCUCCAGGGGCGCCUGCGUGUGCGAGAGCGGCUGGGAGGGCCCGGGCUGUGAAUGCCCCACCAGCAACGACACCUGCAUCGACAGCCGAGGGGGCAUUUGCAAUAACCACGGGAGGUGUGAAUGUGGCAGAUGCAUCUGUGACAUGGCUUCGCUGUACACCAGCUCCACCUGUGAAAUCAGCUACUCCCUGGGCUUCCAGGCUGUGUGUGAGAGCAUCCGGGACUGUGUCCGCUGCCAGACCUGGGGGUCAGGCAACCUGAAAGGGAACUGCAGCUCCUGCCACCUCCAGAUCCAGAUGGUGGAGGAGCUGAAGAAAGAGGAGGCUGGUGAGUACUGCUCCUUCCAGGAUGAGGAUGAUGACUGCACCUACCACUACACCCUGGAGGGAGACCCCAGUGUCCUCCCCAACACCACCGUCCGUGUGCAGAAGAAUAAAGAGUGCCCGCCUGGGAGCUUCCUCUGGCUCAUCCCACUGCUCAUCUUCCUCAUCCUGCUCCUGGGGCUGCUGCUCCUGCUCUGCUGGAAGUUCUGUGCCUGCUGCAAGGCUUGCCUGGCCCUGCUGCCCUGCUGCGCACGAGGUCGCACCGUUGGCUUCAAGGAGGACCACUACAUGCUCCGCCACAGCCUCAUGUCCUCCGACCACCUGGACACGCCCCUGGUGCGCAGCGGCUCCCUGCAGGGCCGGGACACGGUCCGCUGGAAGAUCCACAACAACGUCCACAAGCAGGGCGUCGCCUCCCCCGCUGCCACCAGCCCCAAGGACCUCGGUGAGCGUCCCUGUGCCUCCAGCUCCCGGGUGGGUUAUUCCUCUGAGCAAGAAGGAUGGAGCUGGAUUUGGGAAUUUCUCUUUCCAGUUGCCUACGGGCUGUCCCUGAGGCUGGCGCGGCUUUUCACGCAGAACCUGACGAAAGCGGACACGCGGGAGUUCGAGCAGCUGCGCAAGGAAGUGGAGGAGAACCUGAACGAGGUUUUCAAGCACAUUCCUGGCUGCCACAAGGUCCAGCAAACCAAGUUCAGGUUACAGCCUAAUUCUGGGAAAAGGCAGGAUCACACCAUUGUGGACACAGUGCUCACUGCCCCUUACUCAGCCAAGCCAGACAUCAUCAAAGCGGUGGAAAAACAUGUUUCCCAUGAGGCCUUCAAUGACCUGAAGGUUGCACCGGGUUAUUACACUGUGACCUCAGACCAAGAUGCUCAGGGAAUGGUGGAGUUCCAAGAGGCCGUGGAGCUGGUGGACGUCCGUGUCCCACUCUUCAUCAGGGAUGAUGAUGAUGAUGAGAAGCAGCUGCAGGUGGAGGCCAUCGAGGUCCCCAACGGCAUCGCGAAGAUUGGGCGCAGGGUUGUCAACAUCACCAUCAUCAAAGAGCAAGCCAGCAGCCUCAUCACCUUCCUGCAGCCAGCCUAUUCCCACAGCCGCUUUGAUAAGCUGGCCAAGAUCCCUGUCCUCAGGGAGAUCAUAGACAACGGGAAAUCCCAAGUCACCUACAGGACCCGGGAUCUCACCGCCAAGAAUGGCAGGGACUACAUCUUCACGGAGGGUGAGCUGGUCUUCCAGCCUGGGGAGACCCGAAAGGAGGUGCAGGUGCCCUUGCUGGAGCUGACAGAGAUAGACACCCUUCUCAACAACUGCCAGCUCAAGCAAUUUGCUGUCGACCUCCUCCACCCCAAGUACGGCGCCAAGAUUGGUCGCUACCCCCAGACCACGGUGACCAUUGCUGACCCAGAGCUGGUGGAUGGUGUCCCCUCGAUGACUGGCCUGGCCCAGGUCCCCCAGUCCCCCAAAGGCCGCCUGAGUGCACCACUUAAUCCCGAUGCCCGUGCCCUCAGCUCCAGGGAAAUCAGCUUCAACUGGUUUCCUCCACCAGGAAAACCCCUGGGGUACAAGGUGAAAUACUGGAUGCAGGGAGACCCUGAGUCAGAAGCCCAUCUCAUUGAUGUCAAAACCCCAUCAGCAGAGCUGACCAACCUUUACCCCUUCUCUGACUAUGAGAUGCAAGUCUGUGCCUACAAUGCCAUGGGAGAAGGGACUUACUCGGACAUCGUCCGCUGCCGCACGCUGGAGGAGGUGCCCAGCGAGCCCGGGCGCUUGGCUUUCAACGUCGUGUCCUCCACCGUGACCCAGCUGAGCUGGGCUGAGCCUGCAGAAACCAACGGGGUGAUCACAGCCUACGAAGUCAGCUACGGGCUUGUCAACGAGGACAAUGUACCCUAUGGGGCCAUGAAGAAGGUGCUGGUUGAAGACCCCAAGAAGCGCAUGGUGCUGAUCGAGAACCUGCGGGAGUCGCAGCCCUACCGCUACACGGUGAAGGCCAGGAACGGCGCGGGCUGGGGGCCCGAGAGAGAAGCCACCAUCAACCUCGCCACGCAGCCCAAGCGCCCCAUGUCCAUCCCCAUCAUCCCUGAUACCCCCAUCAUUGAUGCAGACGGAGGUGAGGACUAUGACAGCUACCUGAUGUACAGCACAGACGUGCUCCGCUCUCCAGCCGGCAGCAAGAGGCCCAGUGUCUCUGAUGAUUCAGGCUCCAGGUGGAAAUUUGUGCCGUUGCUGGGAGAAGACCUGGAUCUUCGCCGCAUCACCUGGAGGCUCCCACCCGAAACCAUUCCCCGCCUGUCUGGCAGCAGCCACCUCUCCUCAGACACCGAGGGGCUCCUCCAUGAGGAGGACAGCGCUGUGGCUCCUGGCACUGCGAGGAGGAGCGGCACGCCCCGGCCCCAAGCAGAGCACUUGAUGAAUGGCCGAGUGGACUUCUCCUUCCCCGGCAGUGGCAGUGGCACCCUGACCAGGACAGCCAACACCAGCUACCACCAGCUGAGCUCCCACGUGCACCAGGAGCACAGGGUGAUGGGCAGCUCCUCGCUGACAAGGGACUACUCCACAAUGCUGAUGGGGCACGAUUACCAGGGAACACUCCUCCCUCCCAUCCAUGAAGAUGCUGGGAGGACACUCCUCCGGCCCCAGGACGUGGGUUUCAGGAGCAGGGCAAAGGUGAAGGGUUACUACCCCAGCAUUGGCUGUCGGGACUCUAUAAUCAUGACUGAUGGGCCCACAGGGAUGUGCAAGUACAUAGACUCCAGGAAGCCACCGGGCAUCCCCGACACCCCCACCCGCCUGGUGUUCUCUGCCCUGGGCCCCACGUCCCUGAAGGUGAGCUGGCAGGAGCCGCGCUGCGAGAAGGAGGUGCAGGGCUACAGCGUGCAGUACCAGCUCCUCAACGGAGGAGAGGUGCACAGGAUCACCAUCCCCAACCCCAGCCAGAACUCGGUGGUGGUGGAGGACCUGCUGCCCAACCACUCCUACAUCUUCAAGGUGAAGGCACAGAGCGAGGAGGGCUGGGGCCCCGAGAGGGAGGGAGUCAUCACCAUCGAGUCCCAGGUGGACCCGCAGAGCCCGCUCAGUCCCGUGCCAGGUACCCCCUUCACCCUGAGCACCCCCUGUGCCCCUGGACCCCUGGUUUUCACUGCCCUCAGCCCGGACUCUCUGCACCUCAGCUGGGAGAGGCCCCGUGAGCCCAACGGGCCCAUCCUGGGCUACAGGAUCACCUGUGAGAUGCUGCAUGGAGGAGGGGAGCCUAGGACAAUCUAUGUUGAAGGAGACAACCUGGAAACCACCCUGACUGUGCCCCACCUGAGUGAGAAUGUCCCAUACAAGUUCAAAGUGCAAGCCAACACCACCCAAGGCUUCGGGCCAGAGAGAGAAGGCCUCAUCACCAUUGAAUCUCAGGACAGAGGUGCUUUCUCCCAGUUUGGAGGACAGCAGUACAUGAGAGAAGUUUACAAAUUCCCCACUGAAUACACCACCAAAACCAGCAUCAGCCAUUCCUCUCUGGAUCCCCACUUCACAGACGGGAUGCUGGUGACCACCCAGCGCGUGGAGAACUCCAGCAGCACCCUGACCCAGGAGUUUGUGAGCCACACGGUGAUGGCCAGCGGGACCCUCACCCAGCAGGUGGAGAGGCAGUUCUACGAGGCCUGAGCCGGGCAGGCCGAGCACCAGCAGGACUUUUGGGAUCAGGUGCCAGGAUUUUAUGGAACAACACAAAGGUGCUUCAUGCAGGUGGUGCUUGGGCAGCUCCUCCUGCAGGCACAGAUCUCUGUGGCACUCCUGGACUCCUCCUUUGGAGCCCAGCACACUCAGCUCUGGCACAGCUGGGUGUGUAAGCUCAUCCUUCAGGGCAGAAAUUGGGGGCCUCCUUCAGCCUCCCCAGGUAAAUGGAAUGGAAUGAUUUAAUUGUCAGGGCCACAGUUUUGAGAGGAUCUCAGAUGUCAAAACCAUGAUUUAUAGAGGGUCACCAUUUCCAUUUUUGCUCCAGGCUCUCUGGCAACUAGCCUGUUCACUGGAGUUUUUUUGUUCAGUAUGGGGGUUUUUAUGACAGCUGCAAAGGUAGGGUUUUUGGGUAACCUGUGCUUUCUUAUUGCACCUAUUUGUGUCUGUCCUUUGCUGCUGACAUUUGGUACACAAUAGCAAAGACUAACCUUUCAUUUGUGUUGCAUUACUUGAUGGCCUCAGAUGCUUUUUUUUUUUUUUUUUGCAUACAACAUUGUACAGUUUUCAUAGUAUAUAUAUAAAUAUAUAUAAAUGUAUUUUAUUAUUUUAUAAAAAAAUGGAGGUGGAUGAGACCUAUGCUGAAUGUGGAGGCUACACUGGGAUUGUGGCUGCUGGGAAACAUGAAUAACUGGAAGAAAUGAGUUAAGGGCUUGAUCCAAAGGCCACUUGAACCCUGUGAUGAGGCUGGUGGGCUCUGUCUUGGACCUUGUAUCCUUCAGCACCAGAGGCUCCAGUAGAAGGCUACAAGGUGCCAGAUCCACUCACUCCAGAACAUCUCCCAGGUGGAGCCCUUGGACACAGAAGGGCUGGGAACUUCCUGGAAGUGAGGGAUGGGAACUGUGCUGGGUUUCCUCACACAGCUGAUGUGGAGACUGAGAUUUCGGGGAGAAGUUGGGUAUCUUUUAAAAGACUUUUUGCUCAGCAGUGACAUCCAUAAAGGGACCUGUGAUCUAUCAGUAAACAUCAAAGAAGAGCAGCCAGGCACUCCCACCAUCCUGAACAAGUCUGGGACUCUUGCAGCCCCAGCUUCAGCUCCCCUCACACAGGGCUGGGCUGAGCUGAGCCCCUGCUGGGUUUGAUGUCCCAGUGCUGGGCAGGAUCCCUGGAGGCUCCCUGCCCUCUGCCAGGGAAAACAAGCAGUGUAAGCUUUCUCUGGUGUGUUCCAGCUGCAUGAGAGCAGGCAAGGAGCAGCCACUGCUGUGGGUUAGAGCUUCCAACCAAAGCAGCAGCUGCCUGGGCCCCUGGCAGCAUCACCAGCCUGCUUUGAUCUCACAAUGAACCUUGGCUUUUUUUGUGGUUUUCUUUAAUUUUUUUUUUCAUUUUUCUUUUGGACACUAAAGAAGAGCUCACCACCAACAGCUCCCUCUUAUCUUCAGGCUUUGUAUUUCACUGGGGGCAGGGCUGUACAUCUUUCAGCCAAAGAUGGAUGUGGGUGAAUCAAGUCUACAGGAAUCUCCGUGUCUGGGUCAGUUUUGAAUUUGGCUCAAGGGAUCCUUCACCAACCCUGAGGUUUUACUGUGCCUUCAAGAAGCACUUAUUUCUCUUGAGCAGGUGCCAGUGGCAUGAGGCUGCCUCCUUCCCUGCCCCCUUCUUGCCUGGGGUUGGGAUUUUCUUUCCUCCUGCUCAAGGACUCUGUGACCCUGUCCCUGGGCUUUGUGGUCCAGGGUCAAACACUGAGAACUGCCUAAAAAGGGAGUUUCCCAAGCAUUUUAACCAAAGAUGAUCCUGUUCUCCAAGAGCAGAGCAUGGCCCACAGCUGCUCUCCAGGGACUCUGGCCUUCCCCAUGCACAUGCACUAACCCAGGCCUGUCUUUUUAAAUUCCAUCUGGUUGUUGGAGCUGAUGCUGUUUCAGCCUUUCCAAGAUGGAUACAGAGCAGGUCUUUGAUCAGAUGGCUUCCUCUUGCACUC